This is a messenger RNA of Scheffersomyces coipomensis, 2835 nucleotides long. It is a transcript of the gene MNN4, whose product is annotated as Mnn4p. The record is from RefSeq and is a predicted model, not a curated record. NCBI's taxonomy places the organism in Eukaryota, Fungi, Ascomycota, Pichiomycetes, Serinales, Debaryomycetaceae. The transcript has a single exon. Bases 1 to 2835 code for a protein of 944 amino acids.
AUGUCUCAUCACAUAUAUAGCAAAGUACCUCGAAUAUUUAAGAGGAAAUUUCAAGUUUUUCUCGCUAUAGGACUUUGUAUAAUCAUAUCUUAUUCUGUAGUUGCAUGUUCAUCAUUUUUAAUCACAUCUUCAAGAUCAGAAAAUAUCAUAUCAUCAACAUUAAAACAUUCACAAUAUUUUAAAGAUAUAUUAUCUCUUGGUGAUGAUAAUUAUUAUGAUGAUGAAAAUAGUCGAUUUUCAGAUGAAGAUGGACUUGAUAAUUUAAAUUCUUUUGCUGUAAAAGAUCCUGAUAAUUAUUUUAAUAAAAAAGUUGAAGAUUUAUAUCAACAAAAAAUUGGAACUGAUUUAGAACAAAAAUUUUGGGUAUUAGAUGUUGAUAUUACUAAGGAUUCAAGAGUUGAAAUCCCUAGUUAUUUCUAUCAAAUAAUUAAUGAAAAUCCUGAACAAGAUCAACCAGAUACUUUUAUUGGUACCACUCAUGAUAUUGAAAAUAGAAGAUCUCCAAAACCAAUAAUUCAACCUUUUGAUCCAAGAUUCACUUUAGGUAUUUAUUAUCAUUAUUUAAAAAAGAAUUAUCCUGCUGCCCAAUAUGGUUUACAAGUUCCGUUUAAUUGGUAUGAUUGGGUUGAUUUAUCAGCCUUAAAUCCUUAUUUAUUAGCAUCAUCAGCUGAUUUAAACCGUCCUAGUUGUGAUUUAAUCGAUUCUAGACAAGAUGAAGAAAGACUUAAUGCAGCAAAAGAUGCUGAAAAAAAGGAAAAUGAUCGUAAAGUAAAAAUCUUAAAAGGUGAGGAUCCUGAUGCUGAAGAACCAACUGAAGAAGAAAUACAGAAACAAGAAGAAGAAGAAGAAAAGAAAAAACAAGAAGAAGAAAAGAAGAAACAAGAAGAAAAGAAAAAGCAAGAAGAAGAAAAGAAGAAACAAGAAGAAGAAAAACCAAAGGAAGAAGAUAAACCAAAAGAAAAACGUCAUUUAGUUAAACGUGGAAAUGCAGAAGAUGCCAAUAGAUUCUGUAUCAAUGAUGAAAAAUUACCUAGUAAUCAUAAUGAUGGCCAUGAAGUUCAUCCUGGUUUUAAUGCUUUUGGUCGUGAGGGUAGACUUUCAGAACAAAAAUCUAUCUUAGCCGGUCAAUCAUAUCUUUAUUCAUUUGCUCCUCCUCCUUCUAUGAUUUUAUUCUUAACUAAAGAUGGAUCUUAUAAUGUUACAAUUGAUACUGAAAAUAAUAAACCUUUAAUUGAUAACGGAUUAGUUGAACAAUAUAUUGCUGAUACAAAUAAUGAUCAUGUUGAUAUUCUUCAAGAAUUUUUAUCCUUAACUAAAGAAAUUGAAGUUAAUAAACAUCGUGUUUUAACUGCAUAUGAAGUGGAAUUAGAUGAAGAAUCAUUUUAUAUUGAUUUUGAUAAAUUAACUGAAGAAUAUGAAAAAAAUAUUAUGAAUUUAAAACCAAAUGAAAGAAAUUAUCUUGAAGGAUUAAAAUAUUCCAAAUUUAAACUUGAUCAUGGUGGUCCACCAAAAUAUUUUGAAGAAGCAAGAUUAAUUGAAAGUCAAACUGGUGAUCAUUAUGAUUGGAGAUUUUUCCAUGGUUUAAUGUAUGGAAGUUAUGAUCAAACUUUAGUCUUACAUAGAUUAGUAAGAACUUGGUUAUCAUUUACUAGAAAAUCAGGUAUAAGAACUUGGGUUGCACAUGGAUCAUUAUUAAGUUGGUAUUGGGAUGGUAUUGCCUUUCCAUGGGAUAAUGAUAUUGAUGUUCAAGUUCCAAUAAGUGAUUUACAUAAAUUAUCCCUUGAAUUUAAUCAAACUAUAAUCGUGGAAGAUCCUGAAGAUGGUUUCGGUCGUUAUUUCUUAGAUUGUGGUACUUUUAUAACUCAAAGAAAUAAAGGUAAUGGUAAUAAUAAUAUUGAUGCAAGAUUUAUUGAUGUUGAUAGUGGAUUAUAUAUUGAUAUUACUGGGUUAUCUGUUAGUGAUAAUCAACCUCCACAAGGGGAUAGAAAUAGAUUACCCGAUGGAUGGAAAACUCCUUCUGAUGAAGAUAGUGAAGUUAAAUCUUGGGUUGAUACCAAUCUCUAUUUGAAAGUCUAUAAUUGUCGUGAUAAUCAUUUUUAUCAUAUUGAUGAAUUAAGUCCAUUGAUUAAAACCUCAAUUGAAGGUGAAAUUGGUUAUAUUCCUCAUAAGUAUCCACAAAUUUUAAGUCAUGAAUAUAGAGCUGGAUUAAGAGAUAAAAAAUAUAAAGAUUAUAUCUUUUUACCACAAUUAAGAAUAUGGUUACAUGAAAUGGAUUUAUAUUAUUUCAUGAAGGAUAAAGAAGUUUGGAAUAAAUAUCAUAAUUAUAAUUUGAAUUAUAUUGAAGCACUUCAAGAUCCUGACUUUGAUGGAGAUGAAAAGCUUAUCUUUAAAGAUUUCCAAUAUGAAUUAACUGAAGAAGAAUUGAGUAAAAUCAAAUUAAAUAAUGAAUUGAAUCAAAAAGCUCAAGUUAAAGAUUUCAAAGCUCAUAAAAUCGAAUUAACUGGUAAAGAUAUUGAUGCCGUUUAUAAAUUGAAUUAUGAUGAAAUUUUGGAUUUAUUAAAUAAAGAUGAUAUAUUUAUGAAUUUUUAUCAAAGUAAAGAAUUCACUGCAUUCCAUGAAAACGAAAUAAUGAGAUUAUCAUUUGGAAAAUCAACUGCAUCAUUAAUCAAUGGAGCUCCUGAUUUCAAACCAAUUCGUUAUGAUCCAUUCUUAUAUAAAAUGAAGAAUGAAUAUACCACUUAUGAAAAUGAAGUUGCAAGAUAUAUGCAAUUAUCUGAAAGUUAUACUCAAAAUGAAAAGGAAAUUGAAAACGCCAAUAGACAUGAUUAUACCUAG